Molecule: messenger RNA, 4543 nt
Organism: Haplochromis burtoni (Burton's mouthbrooder)
Lineage: Eukaryota; Metazoa; Chordata; Actinopteri; Cichliformes; Cichlidae
Gene: xpo1a
Product: exportin 1 (CRM1 homolog, yeast) a
Exons: 25
Coding region: 639-3839 (1066 amino acids)
Biological process (GO): protein export from nucleus; ribosomal large subunit export from nucleus; ribosomal small subunit export from nucleus
Cellular component (GO): nucleus; cytoplasm
Molecular function (GO): nuclear export signal receptor activity; small GTPase binding
Source: RefSeq, a predicted model, not a curated record
CGGCGCUCGGCGGGUCGAAACACCGAGAAUGAAUAUCCCGGUCUCAACCGGUUUUAACCGGUCCGUGGUUGGAAGCGUGAGCUUAGAGGAAGAGCACACUUGCACGCACUUAAACAUCUUUGCUUCCCAACAGUGUGUGCGAACAGAACCAGAAAUAAAACGAGAUUAUUUUUACUUUGUGACCCGGAAUACGACUCCAAGUCUGACUACGUGAAACUCUGGUGUUAGCUUAGCUUGAUGUUACAUUAGCCAGCGGACCUAAAUCAUUGACUUUUCCAUUAGCACGCUAAGUUGCUAUUAGCCUGGUCGGAUGUAACUGGUAGCCUACCAAUUAUGUUUCAGAGUGGCUAAAGACAAGAAACGUCGGAUAUUCUUUAAUAUAUCGCUAAAAAAAUCGAUGAAUAUCCAGCUUGACAGCAUUUUUAAAUUACGACUGUUGGUGUAAUCGAGGAAAGCUACUAUUAGCUUUUGGCUAACGACUUUUAAGGGCAGCGUAACGUAAACGUGUGCCAUGAGAUAAAGCUGCGAAUUAGUUUGUAUCGUAUUUAGCGGUUUCACAUUUAGGUCUUCUGUUAGAGCUCACAUUAUUAAAACCAUCAGUAGUUUUCGACGAGCGGACACCAACUAUCAGAAUCUCUAUGCCAGCAGAAAUGACAAUGUUGGCAGAUCACCCAGCCAGACAGCUGCUGGACUUCAGCCAGAAAUUGGACAUAAAUCUGUUGGACAAUGUUGUCAACUCCAUGUAUCAUGACAUUGGAUCCCAGCAACGAGUAGCCCAGGAAGUGCUCACAAACUUGAAGGACCACCCUGAUGCUUGGACGAGAGUCGACACCAUCCUGGAGUUCUCUCAGAACAUGAAAACUAAGUAUUAUGCUCUUCAGAUUCUGGAGACAGUCAUCAAAACACGCUGGAAGAUUCUUCCAAGAAAUCAGUGUGAAGGAAUCAAGAAGUAUGUUGUUGGACUGAUUAUCAAGACUUCUUCUGAUCCUGCGAACAUGGAGAAAGAGGGGGUAUACAUUUCAAAACUCAACAUGAUCCUUGUACAGAUCCUGAAGCAGGAAUGGCCCAAACACUGGCCCACUUUUAUAAGUGAUAUUGUGGGUGCAAGUCGGACCAGUGAGAGCCUCUGUCAGAACAACAUGAUCAUCCUCAAACUGCUCAGUGAAGAGGUGUUUGACUUCUCCAGUGGCCAGAUGACCCAGGUGAAGGCCAAGCAUCUCAAAGACAGCAUGUGCAAUGAGUUCUCCCAAAUAUUCCAGCUGUGCCAGUUUGUAAUGGAAAAUUCCCAAAAUGCCCCACUGGUCCACGCUACCCUGGAGACUUUACUCCGCUUUUUGAAUUGGAUUCCUUUAGGUUACAUCUUUGAGACGAAACUCAUCAGCACGUUGGUCUACAAGUUCUUGAACGUACCCAUGUUUCGCAAUGUGACUCUGAAAUGUCUGACUGAGAUCGCUGGUGUGAGCGUGAACCAGUAUGAGGAGCAGUUUGUCAACCUCUUUACCCUCACCAUGUCCCAGCUCAAACAGAUGCUGCCUUUAAACACAAACAUCAGAGUGGCGUACGCCAAUGGGAAGGAUGACGAACAAAACUUUAUUCAGAAUCUGAGCUUGUUCCUCUGCACUUUCCUCAAAGAACAUGGCCAGCUCAUUGAGAAAAGGCCCAACCUACGCGAGACACUCAUGGAGGCGCUGCACUACAUGCUGCUGGUGUCAGAAGUGGAGGAGACGGAGAUCUUUAAGAUCUGUUUGGAAUACUGGAACCACCUGGCAGCUGAACUCUACAGAGAGAGUCCCUUCUCCACUUCCAGCACUCCACUGCUCUCUGAUGUCCCACCACGCAGACACCUUUACCUACCUGUGCUCUCCCAGGUGCGUCUACUGAUGGUGAGCCGUAUGGCCAAACCAGAGGAAGUGCUCGUGGUGGAGAACGAUCAGGGCGAAGUGGUCAGGGAGUUUAUGAAGGACACAGAUGCAAUCAACCUUUACAAGAACAUGAGAGAGACUCUUGUGUAUCUGACUCAUCUGGACUAUGCUGAUACUGAACGCAUCAUGACAGAGAAGCUUCACAACCAGGUGAAUGGCACCGAGUGGUCGUGGAGAAACCUGAACAUGCUGUGCUGGGCCAUUGGUUCCAUCAGCGGAGCGAUGCAUGAGGAGGAUGAAAAGAGGUUCCUUGUGACUGUCAUCAAGGACCUGCUUGGCUUGUGUGAGCAGAAAAGAGGCAAAGACAACAAGGCCAUAAUAGCAUCAAACAUCAUGUAUAUCGUGGGUCAGUAUCCUCGCUUCCUGCGAGCCCACUGGAAGUUCCUCAAGACGGUCGUCAACAAGCUGUUUGAGUUUAUGCAUGAGACACAUGAUGGCGUUCAGGACAUGGCAUGUGAUACUUUCAUCAAGAUAGCCCAAAAGUGCCGCCGUCAUUUUGUGCAGGUUCAGGUGGGAGAGGUGAUGCCCUUUAUAGAUGAGAUUCUGAACAACAUCAACACCAUCAUUUGUGACCUGCAGCCUCAGCAGGUUCAUACAUUUUAUGAGGCAGUGGGCUACAUGAUUGGAGCUCAGACAGACCAGGCUGUUCAAGAGCUUCUGAUAGAGAAAUACAUGCUGCUGCCUAAUCAGGUGUGGGACAGCAUCAUCCAGCAAGCCACUAAGAAUGUGGAUAUCCUGAAGGAUGCAGAGACGGUGCGUCAGCUGGGCAGCAUCCUCAAGACAAACGUCAGAGCCUGCAAAGCUGUUGGCCAUCCCUUUGUUGUCCAGCUAGGACGCAUCUACCUGGACAUGCUCAAUGUCUACAAAUGUCUAAGUGAAAACAUUUCCUCAGCCGUCCAAAGCAAUGGUGAGAUGGUGACUAAGCAGCCUCUGAUUAGGAGUAUGAGGACCGUAAAGAGAGAGACGCUAAAAUUAAUCUCUGGCUGGGUCAGUCGCUCCAAUGACCCUCAGAUGGUGGCAGAGAACUUUGUGCCUCCCCUGCUGGAAGCUGUGCUCAUAGACUACCAGAGGAAUGUUCCAGCUGCCCGGGAGCCUGAGGUCCUCAGCACCAUGGCAACCAUUGUGAACAAGUUGGGAGUCCAUAUCACCGGAGAAAUUCCCAUGAUCUUUGACGCUGUCUUCGAGUGCACUCUGAACAUGAUAAACAAGGACUUUGAAGAAUUUCCAGAACACAGAACCCAUUUCUUCUACCUCCUUCAGGCUGCCACCUCCCAGUGCUUCCCAGCCUUCCUAUCUAUUGCCCCAGCUCAGUUCAAACUGAUCCUGGACUCCAUCAUCUGGGCUUUUAAGCAUACGAUGAGAAAUGUGGCUGACACAGGCUUGCAGAUCCUAUAUACUCUCCUGCAGAAUGUUUCUGCAGAGGAAGCAGCAGCGCAGAGCUUCUACCAGACGUACUUCUGUGACAUUCUGCAGCACAUCUUUUCUGUGGUCACGGAUACAUCUCACACUGCAGGAUUAACGAUGCAUGCCACCAUCUUGGCGUAUAUGUUUAACCUGGUGGAAGAGGGGAAAGUUAGUGUUGCUCUGAGUGCUGCAAGCCCAGCCAACAAUCAGGGACAUGUCCAGGAGUACAUCGCCAACCUGCUCAAGACAGCCUUCCCCCACCUCCAAGAUGCCCAGGUGAAGGUGUUUGUGACGGGUCUAUUCAGCCUCAAUCAGGAUAUCCCAGCCUUUAAGGAGCACCUAAGGGACUUCCUUGUGCAGAUCAAGGAGUUUGCUGGUGAGGACACGUCAGACCUCUUCCUGGAGGAGAGAGAGACAGCUCUGCGCCAAGCCCAGGAAGAAAAACACAAGCUCCAGAUGUCUGUGCCCGGCAUCCUCAACCCCCAUGAGUUGCCAGAGGAGAUGUGCGACUAAAGUGACCAUAGCCCCUACGGACCAACUCUGAAGGGAGAAAGUUCACCAGGGAGCAAAGACAUUUCCUGUUGUUUUCCUUCCAAGUGUGGUUGUGUGCAAGUGUGUGUUGAAGAGAAUUGGAGGGGGGACCCGGCACUCGGUUGUAUGUCGACCAAAUUCUGUCAAUAUGUAAAUGAGAAUCGCCCCUUAUUACUACCCCCAAUUCUGGCACAGAUUCCUCCCCACCACCAGCUUCUUUUAUAUACAUUGUUUAUGUAACAUGCCAUCUUUUGUUACCUUCUUGCUGUCAAAGCUUUGUUUGGCCAUGCAUUCAUUUAAACCUGCAUGAAGUUGUAAGAAGUAAUGGUUAUUUUUUAACCUACUACAUGCUUAUUUCAACUUCCUUCCCACUUGUUAAUAUGUAAUAUAUAUAUAAUGUUGAAACACUUGCAAUGGUUAUGUGACAGAUUGCUCCAGUUUCACAAGUGCCAUGUGCACUGUGCAGAACGAAUGUGAUGUUCAAGGGGUCCAUUUGUACUCCUUUGCUUCCUGUGUUUGUUGUUUUGGUUUUUGAGUGUGGUUGUUUUGUUUCUUUUCUUUUGUUUUGGCUUUCUGAUAAAUUCAGGGCUUCGGUUCCUCUGCUUUUGGAUGAGUGCGUGCAUAUCAUCCUGUUUGUAAAGCUGUCUUAGUACUCUGAAAAUAUAAAGUUGGCUAUUUUUACAAAA